Tupaia belangeri chinensis (Chinese tree shrew) is the source of this 1772-nucleotide messenger RNA. It is a transcript of the gene RILP, whose product is annotated as Rab interacting lysosomal protein. The transcript has 9 exons. Gene Ontology annotation, cellular component: ciliary basal body; lysosome; cytoplasm. NCBI's taxonomy places the organism in Eukaryota, Metazoa, Chordata, Mammalia, Scandentia, Tupaiidae. Gene Ontology annotation, molecular function: protein dimerization activity; dynein light intermediate chain binding; small GTPase binding. Gene Ontology annotation, biological process: early endosome to late endosome transport; cilium assembly. The record is from RefSeq and is a predicted model, not a curated record. Bases 303 to 1421 code for a protein of 372 amino acids.
GAGGGCUUUACUGAAGUGACCGCUUACCGCCCUGAGCUGAGCUCCAGGAGGGCUGACUGGGAGUUGGCUGUCCUGUUGCCUGUGUGACCUUGGGAGUUGACCUAACGAGAGUGUAGGGAGGGCUUAGGGCACUGUCUCCCCCCACCCUUUGCCUUUUCCCUUCAUCGCUCCACCCUUUGUGGCGCCUACCCCGCCCUACUGCCCUAAACUGUUUCCUGGGCCGGAAUUGUUGGGUUCUUUACGGACCCAGUAGACGACUGUGGGGGGGGGGCGAAGGUCGCAGCCCUUGACCUUCAGGAGCCAUGGAGCCCAGCCGGGCGGCGCCUGGGGCAUACAGCUGGGGCCCCCGAGUGGCCUCGGGGUCAGGGACGGCCGCGGAGCUGGUGUACCAUCUGGCGGGAGCCCUGGGCACCGAGCUCCAAGAGCUGGCGCGCCGUUUCGGGCCGGAGGCAGCGGCUGGGCUGGUGCCGCUCGUGGUGCGGUCGCUGGAGCUCUUGGAAAAGGCAGCGGUGGGGCCCGCCCCGGACUCGCUGCAGGUGUCUGCGCAGCAAGCCGAACUGGAGCUGCGGCGGCUGCGGGCGGAGAACGAGCACCUCCGCAGGGAGUUGCAAUCUGGGCCACAGGAGGAGCGCGCACUGCUGCGGCAGCUCAAGGAGGUGACUGACCGACAGCGGGACGAACUCCGGGCGCACAACCGCGACCUGCUGCAGCGCAGUCAGGAGACCGAAGCGUUGCAGGAGCAGCUGCAGCGCCUCCUGCUGGUGAAUGCGGAGUUGCGGCAUAAACUGGCCGCGGUGCAGACCCAACUGCGCGCCGCGCAGGACCGGGAGAGGGAGCGCGAACCGCAGCUCCGAGGCACCCCUGAGCCUGCUAAAGAACAGGUGGCAGCCAGCUCAGGAGCCCUGGGGACCCCUGAGGACUCAGUGGAUGCCCAGCAGCAGCCAGGGCGCACCUCAGAGGCCGGGCAAUGCGGCUUCAGUCGCGAGGAGCUUCAGCAGAUCCUUCAGGAGCGGAAUGAGCUCAAAGCCAACGUGUUCCUGCUCAAGGAAGAGCUUGCCUACUUUCAGCGGGAGCUGCUCACAGACCACCGGGUCCCAGGGCUGCUCCUCGAAGCCAUGAAGGUAGCUGUCAGGAAGCAGCGGAAGAAGAUCAAGGCCAAGAUGUUAGGGACGCCAGAGGAAGCAGAGAGCAGUGAUGAUGAGGACGACUCAUGGCUCCUGCUCUCCAGCGAUAAGGGAGACCACCCCCCACCCCCUGAGUCCAGAAUAAAGAAUUUCUUUGGCUUGUGGUAUCGAGGUGAAGCAGAGUCCCCUGAAGCUGAGACCAGCAGCUCCGCCCCCAGCAAGCUAGGGGAAGAAGAGGAGGCCCCGCAGCAACCUCACUUGGAGCCCGCCGGCAACUCUACAACCCCCAGCUCCUGACCAGCCCAGCCCUGCUCUGUUCUGGAUGAACAUCUUUGUCUGGGGGCCUCGGCUGCCCCUGAGGCCUGACUUUGGGGUCUGGUAUAGCUGGAUGUAUGAUCUCCAAUAGGGAGAGAGCCCCCUCCUUCACAGCCUUCUCCAAUGUUCUCCAGUCCUGGCCUGCACCAGGGCAUGACGGGAACUCAGCCUGCCUCCAGUCCUUACGUCUCUGCACCAAGCCUCUGGGGCCAGAUACAAAAGUGCUUCCUCUCUGCGCCUCAGUUUUCCAUUCAUGAAAUGCAGAACUGGCUACCUGCCUCCUAAGGGUUUGUGCAGAUGGUCUGUGUUAAUGUAAUAAAGCAACUGCCCAUA